AUGAAAGAAGUGGACAUUGAUGAACUUUCCGAGACUAUUAGACGCUUUUCUUAUAUAGAAAACAAGAAAAAGAAAAGAGAGUUUUCUCCCAAUCAUUUUAUAGUAGCAUUUGUUUCCAUGUUUUCUGGAGAGUUUAAAAACUUGAACAAAAGAGAAGUGGGACCACUAGUUGUUAAACAAAGAAAAAUAGUCGAUUACAUCAUUAAUGAAAUUACAAACAAAGCGGCAAUGAGCGCAUCAGAUAAAAAAGCCAUUAAAUUUUGCAUUGAAAUAAGUUUUGCUGGGCUCAGUAGAAAUGCAUUGAACCGUGCGAAGACACUUGCUAUAAGUCAAAAAACAACAGUAAAUCAGAUAAUUGAUGCAAACGAAAAAGAAAGAAAAAACAGUGAAGCUCAAAUGCUUGAACAUGAAUGUGUUGCGAUAUCUGUUGACUCAACUACUAAAGAUGACAUUGAAAUAUUUUGUGUGAUGAUGCGAGUAGUUCGUGGAAGGAAAUGUGUCGGAUUACCUCUUUUAUUUCGUCAAUACAAAAAAGAAACAACAGCAGAUACUCUUGCUGUGUGGUUAGUACAUAAACUAUAUAAACUUGGUGUUCUGUGUUGUCGUGUAGUGAAUAUAACAACAGAUG
This is a messenger RNA of Entamoeba invadens IP1, 628 nucleotides long. RefSeq lists its product as hypothetical. The transcript has a single exon. The record is from RefSeq and is a predicted model, not a curated record. The annotation marks the transcript as partial. NCBI's taxonomy places the organism in Eukaryota, Evosea, Mastigamoebida, Endamoebidae.